AUGGGUAUUCCCUUUAUCACAGAAUAGAAAUUGGUUAAAACACAAGAGAAACUCACUCUUUAGAAAUGCAAAAUUACAUUCCCACUCCAUUUUUAGAUAGUUAAGAUGCUGCAAAUAACACAUGAAGAAAACCAAAUAUAAACCUAAGUCGUUUCAAAAAUACACUCAUUAUUUAUUUAAAAAAUUUAAUUUUAAAAUCUACUCAUCUUCUUUCAUUCAUUCAUUACUAAAUAAAUCUUUAAAUUUAUGAAACCUAAUUAAUAAAUAACUCAAGAAGGUCAAUCAAUAAAUUUAAAAGUUAUUUAUUAAAUAUAGCUAAGCAUUUGUAAAAUAAACAAGCUAAAUUUUCUUAUAAAGAUUAAAUGUAAUAAUCUCUGGUUUUAUAAUUCAAUAUUAUAAAAUAUUUCUCAAGUAAUAAUAAUUAUAAUAAAAAUUAGUAAAUUAAAAUAUAAUUUAAAUUCUCUUUAUCUAUCUUUUGUUGUUUUUAUAUAUGCAUACAUAUUUUUUAUUGACCAAAAUUGA
Tetrahymena thermophila SB210 is the source of this 522-nucleotide messenger RNA. RefSeq names its product transmembrane protein, putative. The transcript has 2 exons. The record is from RefSeq and is a predicted model, not a curated record. Lineage: Eukaryota; Ciliophora; Oligohymenophorea; Hymenostomatida; Tetrahymenidae.